Messenger RNA from Physcomitrium patens, 1900 nucleotides. RefSeq names its product chaperone protein dnaJ 8, chloroplastic. The record is from RefSeq and is a predicted model, not a curated record. Lineage: Eukaryota; Viridiplantae; Streptophyta; Bryopsida; Funariales; Funariaceae.
AGCAAUCAGAUACUUUAUUAGGGCCACCCUUGUCUUCAGCCCCAGUGGGACUACAGGAUGCUUUCUGACGACGGCGCUCAUCUUUCAACUUACGCGCAAGUUGGUGAUCAUAGAAGCAGAAGAACAAAACAUGACAAGAACAGCGAUGCUUAAUGCCGACUAAUCCACAACGUAUGGCAGCUUACCAUAUCUUGUAGACUGCACGGCAAGAAUACCGUAACGUGGGUGAAGAGAAAUUUCGGCAAAUUUCCCUGCGAAACGGAAAGUAUUCCUCUGACAAACCGGAUCCUUUCUCCUAAACAUUUCUACAGUGGGUACAUGGAAAGUAGCGUUCGUACUAACUCUUUGCAGUUGUUGUUUGUUUUUUUAUAUGUAAAUUACUGAGCUCUAUUUGCACAAGGCACUGGUGAGAGCCCAACUGAGGAUAACUUGUGCUAAAUUUUAGCACACGUCUUGGCCGACUGCCUUGUAGACCCCGAAUUUCUGUGGGAGGGUAUCUGUGGAGCCCACUCCUCUCGCCGGAGGAGACCCAUUGCCGUGGUUUGAGAGCUAUAAAACAUUUGCCUCCCCCACGGAACUCUCUUCCCUUUGUCGCGCUCUCAACUGUCCUUCGUAGUGUGCAGUGAUUGCAUUUGCGUGACGCUCACUCGGUUCCUGUUUGCAGGCAUAGUGGCAUUUCGCUUGCAGUGUGUUUUUGAGCGGUACAGGGGAGGUUUUUGAUUGAGCAACGGCGGCGAUUGGUUUUAGCCAAGUUCUGUGCUGCGAGAGUGAGAGUGUACCUUUUUCUAGGUGCUGUUAUCGCGGAUACAAUUUGUCGAAAUCACAAUAACGUCUUGCAAUAGAUCUUUGCGAAGGUCAGCGACGGUCGCAUUCUCGGUUGUUCACGACCCAUUUGGACGCUUAAGUCGAAGAAUUUGAAUGAGUGUGGAAGCAUUCGACAAGUCUUGUGUAAAGGAGUAUUUAUCUUUGAAGCCAUAGAGUUGAGCAGGAAGGACGCACUCAAAGUGUCCCAGUGAACAUUACAUUUCCAAAAUGAUCACCAGCAAGGCCAUUCCUAUUUGCCGAAGCGCGUUCCAGGGCGAGUACCUGGUUUCCUCCUCACCGAAGAGUGUUGGAGCUCUGGGUUCAAGCUCCAGUCCCAAACGGAAAUCUGGGUAUGGUAUGGUUACGAUGGCGUACACCGGCGGAUCUGUGAAGGACCCCUACUCCACUCUCGGUGUCUCACCUGGCGCUACCAAGCACGAGAUCAAGAAAGCUUACAGACGCCUUGCGCUUCAAUACCACCCUGAUGUCUGUGACGGCAAUCACUGCACCACAAGUUUCCAACAAAUCAACCAUGCUUACGAGUCGCUUCUGAGCAUGUCAACCCCUCAAUUCGGGGAGUUUGAGGACGACUUGUCGGACAAUCUAGAAGGAUUCGCAGGAGUAAGCGGUGAUUCUUGGGAGGACUGGGAGGAGUGGAUGGGGUGGGAAGGCGCCGGCACCCGGGACUACUCCAAUCAUGUCAACUACGCUACCUAAGUGUAUGCAUUCCGCGGCAUUUGCUGUGACUAUCGUGUAAUUACAGGUUGUAUAAUGAUGAGCGCUUUCUCCAGCUGCGAAUGGAGUGACUUGGAUUCAAGGUAUGUAAAUAGCGGCGUUUAUUUUACGCGUCUAUGGUUUUCCAGCCCUGGAAUGGCAGGGGCUGCUCCUCAUCUAGCAACUCUUCUGAUUUCUGCUGGCAGCUUAUUAUACUAAAGCAAAAACUCUUGAAUUACGACGUUGUCCAUCUGUUCACUGUGUAGCCAAAAGGCUGUGUGUGAGAUUGAGACUCUUAUUCUUUUUCCGUGGCUGUGGCCAUGUAUAACACCAACUGUUUGGUGUGAUUUUGCAAUGAAAAACCGAUUAACAUUUGGUUCCA